Molecule: messenger RNA, 792 nt
Organism: Camellia sinensis
Lineage: Eukaryota; Viridiplantae; Streptophyta; Magnoliopsida; Ericales; Theaceae
Product: major strawberry allergen Fra a 1.06
Biological process (GO): defense response; abscisic acid-activated signaling pathway
Cellular component (GO): cytoplasm; nucleus
Molecular function (GO): abscisic acid binding; protein phosphatase inhibitor activity; signaling receptor activity
Source: RefSeq, a predicted model, not a curated record
CUUAAUUCACUUCUUCAUAUCCACAAUCAACUCAUUCUCAUUUCAUACACCUCUCUAUUCCUUCUUUCCUUUCUUCCAAUAGCCAAAAAAGAAAAAUGGGUGUCACCACUUAUACCCAAGAGUUCACUACCUCAGUAGCACCCAAUAGGAUGUUCAAGGCUUUGAUCCUCGACUCCCACAAUCUCAUCCCCAAGCUUCUCCCCCAAUCCAUCAAGAGCAUUGAGUACGUUGAAGGCGAUGGCAGUGCUGGAAGCAUUAAGCAAACCAACUUCCAUGAAGGGAGUCACAUGAAGUGCUUGAAGCACAAGAUCGAUUUACUUGAUGUGGAGAACUAUGAGUGCAAGUACACUUUGAUUGAAGGUGAUGCAUUGAGCGGCAAGCUUGAAUCUCUCUCUUAUGAGGUCAAGUUUGAGACUAUUGAUGGCGGGAGUAAGGUGACAAGCACAAGCUACUAUCACGCCAAAGGCGACAUUGAACUCACCGAAGAGGAAAUGGCAGGUGGAAAAGACAAGGCCAUGGGGAUGUUCAAGGUUGUUGAAGAAUACCUGAUCGCAAACCCAAAUAUCUAUGCUUAAACCAAAAUUUGUUAUUGUCGUUGAGUCACUUUUUUUAUUAUCUGUUCCUCUGUUAUGUAUUUGAAGGUGUGUGAAUUUUUGUUUUGUUUUGUUUUAUUUUGUUUUUUCUUUUUAAGUUGUUUGAAAAGCUACCUAUAGCUUGAGAAUAAUGUUGCAAGACUGUUGCUUCAAUGUUGGAUGUGGAUUAUAGAAUUGAUUUUUUUUUUUUUUCUUCCUA